Messenger RNA from Trichomycterus rosablanca, 2858 nucleotides. RefSeq names its product integrin, beta 2 (gene itgb2). Gene Ontology annotation, molecular function: amyloid-beta binding; integrin binding. The coding region runs from base 72 to 2390 and encodes 772 amino acids. The transcript is spliced from 16 exons. NCBI's taxonomy places the organism in Eukaryota, Metazoa, Chordata, Actinopteri, Siluriformes, Trichomycteridae. Gene Ontology annotation, cellular component: integrin complex; cell surface; focal adhesion. Gene Ontology annotation, biological process: cell migration; cell-matrix adhesion; cell adhesion mediated by integrin. The record is from RefSeq and is a predicted model, not a curated record.
AAAGCAACUGUCAUUUUUGACAGGAAGUCGAACCCUUCGUGUCUGUUUUUGCCCACGGUGCUGCAUCAAAAAUGCACCAGAUUGUGACUGUAAGGAUUUUCCUCCUGCUGUUAUAUGGAGGAUUUGUCUGCUCCAAGGAGGAAUGUAUAAAAACCGCCGUGACUUCCUGUGACGACUGCAUUAAAUCUGGGCCGGGUUGCGCCUGGUGUACAGACCUGAAUUUCAUCAAACCUGGAGAGCUGGAGGCAGUACGAUGUGACACGAAAGAAGAACUGAUUAAAAAACACUGUCCAGAGGUGAACAUCAUGAGCCCACCCAGCAAAAAACGCGUCAUUACUGACAAUCAACUGUCAGCAAAGGGAACAAUAGUCCAGCUUCAGCCACAGGAGAUCAAUGUGGAGCUACGACCAGGUGAAGCCCACACAUUCCAGAUGAAGUUUAAGAGAGCUGAGGGUUACCCCGUGGAUCUCUACUAUCUGAUGGAUUUGUCGUACUCGAUGGAAGAUGAUUUGAAGAAUGUGAAGAACCUGGGAAUUGAAAUACUUAAUAAAUUAAACGGUAUUACUGGGAAUGCGAGAAUCGGGUUUGGCUCGUUCGUUGAUAAGACUCUCCUUCCAUUCACGGACACGAGCCCGGAGAAGCUGAAGAAGCCCUGUCCACCCAAAGAGCAGGAAUGUCAGCCACCGUUUGGCUAUCGGCACGUCCUCAAGCUGACAAACAACGCGGUUCAGUUUGAGGAUAUGGUUUCUCUGCAGAAGAUAUCUGGCAACCUGGACACGCCCGAGGGAGGUCUGGAUGCCAUCAUGCAAGCUGCGACCUGUGUGGACAAGAUCGGCUGGGGCAACAGCACACGCCUGCUGGUGCUGGCCACUGACGCCGGCUUCCACAUGGCAGGAGAUGGAAAGCUCGCUGGCAUUCUUGAACCUAACCAAGAAAGUUGUCAGCUGGAUGCCAGUAACCUGUAUGCCAGCAGCAGCACUUGGGACUACCCGUCCGUCGGACAGAUAGCUAGAAAGUUGGAGGAACAAAACAUACAGCCUAUUUUUGCUGUUACUGAAGAUGUGGCUGACGUGUACAGAGAGCUGAGUAAACUAAUCCCUAAAUCUGACGUCGGCGUGCUGAGUAAAGAUUCGGGCAAUGUUGUAAAUCUAAUCGUCAGCGCGUAUAAUAAACUGUCCUCAAAUAUCAUCGUGAACCACGAUGUCCUGCCAGAAGACAUAUCGGUGACGUUCACCUCCAACUGUGUGGGUGGAGACAAGCCUAGCGAUAAGGGAACAUGCAAUAACGUUAACAUUGGACAGGAGGUGAUUUUUGAUGUAACUGUAAAAGCAGCAACAUGCAUAAAGGGCCAAAAGAGCUUCAACAUCGGUCCUUUGGGGUUCAAUGAAAAAAUGAAGGUUAAUGUUAAUACACUCUGUGACUGUAAGUGUGAUGAGGCAGUAACGGGGUCCCAUGUUCACUGUAAUAAUCACGGCAAAGUCGUCUGUGGGAUAUGCAGUUGUGAGACGAACUUUCUUGGACAGCGCUGUGAGUGUAGCUUAGGCCAAAAAGACGAGACCUCACUGAAGGCCCAGUGCAGGAAAGAUAACGGGACGGAGUGUGAGGGACGUGGAGACUGCGAGUGUGGAGUGUGCAAGUGUCACCUAACCGAGGGAGGAAACUCUUACUACGGUACUCACUGUGAAUGUGACGACGAGCACUGUGAGAAGUACCAGAACAUGCUGUGUGGAGGUAAUGGGCAGUGCCGCUGUGGCACAUGCAGGUGUUCCGAUGGUUUCGAGGGAACGGCCUGCCAGUGCAAGACAAUGACCGACAGUUGUGAGACGGGUGAAACCUUGUGCCAUGGGCGCGGCAAAUGUCGGUGCAAUCAGUGUGAUUGUGAGAGGGGAUAUAAACCGCCCAAAUGUGAGUUUUGCCCCACUUGCAUUCCUCCGUGCCAAAAACAUGGGAGUUGUAUUGAAUGUCUGGGUUUUGGGACGGGACCCUUCGAGAAGAAUUGCUCCAAAUCCUGCUCCCACCUGAUCGCUCAGACAGUGGAUAAACUGAUCAAGAGUGACUGUCAGGUGAAGAACCAUAUGGGCUGCAGGAUGUUCUUCACCAUGACCGAGCAGGAUGGAUUUGACAAGUAUUACGUCAAGAUUCUUAAGGACGUAGAAUGCCCAGAGGGUCCGAACGUGGCAGCCAUUGUGGGUGGAUCUUUGGCUGGUGUGGCGCUGAUUGGACUUCUACUCCUCAUGAUCAUCAAGGGAAUCUUUUAUGUGAAAGACCUUAAGGAGUGGAGGAAGUUUGAGAAGGAAAUGCAGCGCUCAAAAUGGGCUAACAGUGAUAAUCCACUGUUUAAGAAAGCAACUACAACCGUGGCUAAUCCAGCAUUUACCGGAGACUCCUAGAGCAUCGUUAAACAAGCCUACAGGAAAUGCAUCCAUCGCCCUGUUACACAGAUUAUCAAUCAAUUCCACAAGGACUUUAAACAACCGAGGGCGGUAAUAAGUACUUGGUAUCUUGUGAUGCCUCUCGGGGGCCGAUUUAGGAACCUUUAGGGUUUUAAAAUGUGAUUUGCUUUGUUAAUGUUCUGUUUUCAUUCUUAGUUUAUUCAUUUAUGGGACAGUGGUAGCCUAGUAGGUAGAGCUUUGGGCUAUCAACUGAAAGGUUGAGAGUUUGAAUCCCAGCUCUGUUGCACAGCCACUGUUGGGCCCUUGAGCAAGGCCCUAAACCCUCUUAGCUCCAGGGGCGGCGUACACUGGCUGACCCUGCGCUUUGACCCCAGCUUCCAAACAAGCUAGGAUACGCGAAGAAAGAAUUAAGUUGUACUGUACAUCUCUAUAUGUAUAUAUGGCAAAUAAAGGCAUUCUAUUCUA